This is a messenger RNA of Colletotrichum godetiae, 1038 nucleotides long. RefSeq names its product reductase. The transcript has a single exon. Gene Ontology annotation, molecular function: oxidoreductase activity, acting on the CH-OH group of donors, NAD or NADP as acceptor. Lineage: Eukaryota; Fungi; Ascomycota; Sordariomycetes; Glomerellales; Glomerellaceae. The record is from RefSeq and is a predicted model, not a curated record. Bases 1 to 1038 code for a protein of 345 amino acids.
AUGCCCGGCACCCUCAUCCUCUUAACCGGCGCAACAGGCUUCGUAGGCUACAAAACCCUCAUCACAGCCCUCAAAGCCGGCUUCCGCGUCCGCUGCGCCGUAAGAUCAAAAGACGGCAUUGACAAGAUCCUCGCAGCGCCGAGCAUCAAGAACCUCAACCCAACAUCAAGCCAGCUCACCUGGACAAUCGUACCCGACAUCUCCGCCCUCGGCGCCUACGACGAGGCCGUCCAGGGCGUGACGUACAUCAUCCACUGCGCAUCUCCCGUGCCCACAUUUGGCAAAGACGAGCGCGUCGGGACAGAGGAGGAGGUCUACGUCAGACCGGCCGUUGCCAGUGUACUCGGUCUACUUGAGAGCGCUAAACGCCAUGACGUAGAUACCCUUAGGCGCGUAGUCGUCACGAGCUCGAUCGUGGCCGUCGUCCCGAUGGAGUGCUUCAUGGGCCAAGGCCUAGACCGGCCGGCCAUUGAUGGAGAAUCCCGGGUGGCGACACCGGCUGCCCCGUACGGAUCGGGCUUCGGAGCCUACCGCGCGAGCAAGAUCGCCGCCCUGCACGCCUCGGAAGCCUGGAUGAAGGAGCACAGUCCGAAAUUCAACCUCGUCUCCAUCAUACCGGCGUGGAUCUGGGGCCACGACGAGCUUUCGACGACAGCGGAGUCGCUCCUUUCGGGGUCAAAUAGUGUGCUGCUCGAGUACUUGCGAGGCAGGAAGAGCGACACACCCAUCCUCUCCGGCUUCGUCUCCGUCGACGACGUUGCUGCGGCACAUAUUUGCGCAUUGUCCCCAUCGGUAUCCGGCAAGCAGAGUUUCCUCUUGGGCAGGCAUGUAGCCAUGGAAGAAGCCAGGGCCAUCGCGAUGGAGAACUUUCCCCAGGCGUUUGCGGAUGGCGUCUACAGCGCGGACGGCAGCCAGCCGACUAUCAGCGUACCGACGGAUGCUUCCGAGGGCGAAAGACUGCUUGGCCGUAAGUGUGCAAGCGGGGAAGACAUGGUGAGGGAUGUAGCUGGCCAGUUUUUGCAGCUUGAUGCGAACUAG